AUGUCAUUCGUUCGACGAGCGGGUGCCGUUUUCUCGCCUGUCGCUUGCUACUUCAAAUCCACAUUGCUCCCGAAACCACCCGUGUACCUUACAGCAACCCCUAAGCUCGCUGAGUCUGGGAAGGGGAAAUGGUACGCCACCGAGAGUAAAGGCAUGAGCAAAGCAGGCACCAAGAAGCCGCGGCCAAAGGUUCCCGACUACUGCGAUGUCGAGCCGGAGUGCGACCAAGAUGGCCACAUCAUCUGGCCAGCGCCAGCAAAGGCGAUGCAGGAAGCCAGAGAUUUCAUAAGGCUGUGUGCUACCAGUGGGAAAAAGGUGCUACUCGUGCCGGACAAAGAUGCUGAUGGUCUCUCGUCCGGAGUUGUCCUCCACCGGACGCUUCGCAGCCUGGGCUUAGACGAGGCCAAGAUCGACGUUCACCUCGUUCAGAAAGGCCGCAAUAUCCACCAUGAAGACGAGAGGCAGGCUAUGGCUCAGAAGGAGCCGUCUUUCGUGGUUGUUCUCGAUCAAGGCUCGCGAGGAGGACCUGCGGUUGUGGACAGAGCGGAGACCAAGUCGCUCAUCAUUGAUCACCACCUCAGCGACGAGUUCCCAGAAGGCGCUCAGGUCGUCUCGGCCUGUCACUACCCACCCGUAUCAACAACAUCAUUGCUCACUUAUGAGCUCUGUAAGACUCUUCAUCCAGACGUCAGCACCUCCUGUGCCUAUCUGGCCUGCAUCGGCACGCACGGUGACCUUGGCAAUACGCUCAAAUGGUCACCUCCUUUCCCGGACAUGACUGAGACCUUCAAGACCUACACCAAGAAGUCCGUUAACGACGCGGUGUCCCUACUAAAUGCUCCUCGCCGCACCGCCAAAUACGAUGUCAUCACGGCUUGGAGCGCUCUCCUCGAAUCCAGCGACCCUAAAGACCUCUUAAAGAAUGCUCGACUACAGUCUGCCCGCUUCGAGAUCAACGAAGAAGUGGAAAUGAAUACACACACGCCACCGAAGUUCAGUCAAGAUGGACGUAUCGCCGUACUACGCAUCAACUCCAAGGCCCAGGUGCACCCAGUCAUUGCGACCAGAUGGGCCGGGUACCUGAACAGUAAAGCACUCGAGAUCGUUGUCUGCGCCAACUACGGCUAUCUCGACGGUAUGGUUAACUUCUCAUGCCGGAUAGCACGAUGUGCGCGCAGCCGCGACCCGCCUGUCAACAUUAUAGAAAGCUUGAAAGCAGCUGCUGAUCUCUCGAUGGACGGCCUCAGAGACAGAAUGGGUGAGAGCUUUGCGCGGGGUCACAAGGAAGCCAGUGGCGGAAUCGUGCCAACCGAAGCAUUCGAGGAGCUUAUGGCGUUGCUGAAAGUGGGCGAGAAGCCAGAGAAGAAGGAAGGGGAAAGCCCGCCUAAAAAGAAAGUGAAGACUAUUGAAAAGAGUCCGCAGAAGAAUACACUGGGUAACUACUUCGGCAAAAAGUAA
Messenger RNA from Cyphellophora europaea CBS 101466, 1458 nucleotides. RefSeq lists its product as uncharacterized. Lineage: Eukaryota; Fungi; Ascomycota; Eurotiomycetes; Chaetothyriales; Cyphellophoraceae. The coding region runs from base 1 to 1458 and encodes 485 amino acids. The transcript has 2 exons. The record is from RefSeq and is a predicted model, not a curated record.